CAUGUCAGUUGUGCGCAAGGCAAUGCGAUUUCAGUGGCAGCCCAAUAUGAAAUUCCAGAAGGGUUUUGAAACAGAAGACUCAAGAGGAAUAAUGUGGUUUAGAGGUACUGUGUCCUCCUAUUUCUCGAUGAGACGUUGGAAUUCUGUCAAGGUGACAUGGGAUGACCCCGUUCGGGAAGAAGAAUGUGUAAACCCAUGGGAGAUAGAACCUAUACUAUUUUCCAAAAAUCUGCCAACUUUCCCACCCAAAGGGCCACAAGUACAACAAGGUCCUGAGAGUAAAAAAUCUCGCCAAACAAAAUCGUUAGGACGAAAUUUUCCAGGUCAAACAUCCACAUGCCAAGAAGAAUACCAAAGGGAGGAAGAAAAUCCCCAAGAAGCCGAUGGUCUUGAUGUGGUGGUCGAUCCAGAAACUGCUGUGCUGAUCCUUGAUUCAGAGCAAGUGGAAGAAGUAAGACGUGAAGACGUGGUUUGUGUGAAAAAGAAAAGUGCAACUUUAGCUGUGUCAUUGUUCACACUAAAUGCCUCUCAAAUUUGCUUGAUCUUCAUGCUCUCACAGUUAAAGAUAAGGAGUAUACAGAAGAUGUUAGUGGUAGCAUAGGCCUAAUGGGGUUGGUUUCACAAGCUGUUCAUAAUGGUGAUCGGCAUGUUAUUGGAGUGAUUCCCAAGACGCUCAUGCCUCUAGUGUUAACCGGAGAAACAGUAUGGGAAGUGAAGGCUGUUGCAGAUAUGCAUAAAUGGAAAGCAGAGAUGGCUAAGCAUUCUGAUGCUUUUAUUGCCUUACUAGGUGGUUAUGGGACUCUGGAAGAGCUACUUCAAGUGAUAACAUGGGCUAAACUUGGCAUACACGAUAAACCUGUCAGGUUGCUGAAUGUAGAUGGAUACUACAAUUCACUGCUAUCAGUUAUCGACAAAGCUGUGAAAGAGGGUUUCAUUAGUCCAAGUGCACGACAUAUCAGUCUCUCUGCACCAACUGCAAAAGAGUUAGUGAAAAAAUUGGAGGAGUAUGUUCCUCGCCACGAACGAGUUGCUUCAAAGUUGAGCUGGGAGAUGGAGCAACUUGGCUACCCUCAACAAUAUGAUUAACUCUAGGUGACAUGGUGGUUUGACACAGAAAAGAAGCUAACUUGGAAAAUUUGAUGCUUUAAAUCUGAGGGGAAUUCUUUUUGUAAAUCUCACUAAAACUCUCUCUACACACACACACACACACACACCCAUAUAUAUUGCCAUGAGUUCUGUGAAUUCACUAAACUCAUUUCAGUUUUAGCUUCAACAAGUUCAUCUUCAAUUGAAUCUAUCAUUUCAGUUUUUCACACAUUUGCAACAUUAUUACCUCUGAAUCAUUUAGAAAUCUGUGAAAUCGUUAAGAAAGUUGUGGAAUCGUUCUGAAAUUUUUAAAAUGAUUCAGAAAUCAUGAAUAAUACAGUAUGUGUAAACAUAUUACCAAAUUGCUGUUGCUUGCUAUUGUGUCCAUUAAUUCUCUGUCCACCUUAUUUUCUGUGUUGUAAUUGUGUGUUUGAU
Molecule: messenger RNA, 1521 nt
Organism: Cornus florida
Lineage: Eukaryota; Viridiplantae; Streptophyta; Magnoliopsida; Cornales; Cornaceae
Product: cytokinin riboside 5'-monophosphate phosphoribohydrolase LOG1-like
Exons: 10
Coding region: 607-1086 (159 amino acids)
Biological process (GO): cytokinin biosynthetic process
Cellular component (GO): cytosol; nucleus
Molecular function (GO): hydrolase activity, hydrolyzing N-glycosyl compounds
Source: RefSeq, a predicted model, not a curated record